UCACCGUCAUACCACUGCUGUAGGUGGCAACAAUAAUACUCAAAAAUGUUGCUGUCGGUAAUUUUUGUCGCGGUAUUUGGUAGUUUCGGCGCUCUAGCCCUACAAACCAACUAUGAACUCUACACUGAAGGAGGAAUUCAGUCGGGGUUAUCCGUCGAUCAACCUGCUCUAUAUUUGAAUGGGAAACAGAUUACAAUCUACAGCGGGGCCAUCCAUUAUUUUAGAGUACCCAGGGUGUACUGGAGGGAUAGAUUAAGGAAACUUAGAGCUGCUGGCUUCAAUGCAGUCGAAACCUAUAUUCCAUGGAAUUUGCACGAACCCGAAUCAGGUGUAUAUGACUUUGGUAAUAGCGGUUCGGAAAUGGAGGACUUCCUCUGGAUGGAAACUUUUAUCGAGUUAGCACAAAAAGAGGAUCUCUUCGUCAUUAUCCGUGCAGGACCUUUCAUAUGUGCCGAAUUUGAAAACGGAGGAUUUCCGCCAUGGUUGCUUCGGGAACCAAAUAUUGAAUUUAGAAGCUCGAAUUCCGUUUACAUGCAAUACGUCAGCAGGUGGUUUAAUAAAUUACUUCCAAUUUUGGCCCAACGCCAGUUCACCAAAGGGGGUCCCAUCAUAAUGUUCCAGGUGGAAAACGAAUUUGCGCUCACGGGCGGGCAAGAUAAGACAUACUUACAACAACUUAGACAGUUGAUGUUAGAUAACGGUAUCGUGGAAGUAUUAAGUACAGCCGACAAUCCCUGGAAAGGCACUGCUGGUACCAUUCCAGAUCUGUUUUUCAUGACGGGAAAUUUCGAUUCGGAUGCCAUCCAAAACCUCAACUACUUGAAGCAGUAUCAGAACAACAAGCCGCUUAUGGUUAUGGAGUAUUGGUCAGGUUGGUUCGAUUAUUGGGGAACCGAGCACACAGUCAAAACAGCCCAAAAUUUCGAAGAAGUGUUCGGUCAAAUUGUAUCCUACCCGGCAUCUGUCAACGUAUACAUGUUUAUCGGGGGAACUAGUUUUGGUUUCUUGAAUGGAGCUGAGAAUUUGGCAUUCGACGACUGGAACACCGAUUACAACUCGAUCGUAUCGAGUUACGACUACGGAGCCUUAUUAACCGAAGCUGGCGAUUACACGGACAAAUAUUACAUUGCUCAAAGGCUAAUUGCUCAGUACAACCCUGUACCAACUGUUUUGCCGGCCAUGCCCGACAUAGUUCACAGGAAAGCUUACGACAGCAUCACGGUUCAGAAGGAAAUCAGCCUUUCCGAUGUUAUUUGGUCGUUGCCAUCAUUUCAAACGCCUACUCCCGUGUCCAUGGAACAAAUGAACAUCAACAACGGCAACGGCCAGAGUUACGGGUACGUCAUCUACAGGAAAACUUUGGAUCUCAAGGCGGAUUCGUGGAUCAAAAUCGAUGGCAGAGUCGGCGACACUGUGAUAGUUUUAAUCGACGGCAAAAGGGUUUCGCCGCCUUUAGAAAAAUCUGCGGAUUUGAACAAUUUCGGGACUUGGAAAACUAUGAAUUCUUAUCUAAAACUCACCGACCAAGAUUUGUACGGAGCUACGCUCGACUUGGUGGUGGAAAACUGGGGCCGCGUAAACGUUGGUGUCUACAAGAACUACAAAGGAAUUUGGCAAGGAAACGUCGAAAUAAACGAUAAUCCCGUCUAUGACUGGACGAUGUACGCAUUAGAGUUUAAAAAGAGCUGGAACAACGCGCUGAACAGUUGGAGAGACUUCAGUGUCGCCGGUAGUGACGACGAACCUAAGAUCUACAAAGCUUCGUUGGAAAUAUCAGGGAGUCCGAGAGAUACGUACGUCCAUAUGGAAAACUGGACGAAAGGUAUCGUUAUCGUGAACGGAUUUGUGCUUGGUCGCUACGCAAAAAUGGGUCCGGAGCAGACUUUGUAUCUUCCCGCGCCAUUCCUAAACGAGGGAACCAAUGACGUUGUGGUGUUCGAACACUUCGCACCAUCAACUUAUAUUGAAUUUGCCACGGAUCCUAUUUAUAAAACUUAUUAAGCGUUAAAUAAUGAUUGCAUCAAAAGUUUUCCAACGUUAAAAAGAGCAACUUGAAUGACUAAAUGACAGGAACAGAAAAUUAAAAUUAAAAAAUUAAAUUAAUUAAAUUAAAAAAUAUUAAAUGACUGUUUUCGUCCUUACCUAUUUCAUCCAACGUUAUCACAAAAAUCGGAAAAUAAGGGUUUUGAAAUAUUACAUUUGUAAUUUGUAAAUAUUAAAAUUGUAAUGUACAAAUAACUUAGAUUUAAUGUGACUCCUUAGUGAUUUACACGAUGUUUUAUUUAACAAUUAAGAAAACAUUUCUUGCAUUGAUACUACUGAUAGGUGCCGUAUAUCCGACGAAAUUAAAUAAAAUAAAUAAGCAUUUCUGUUUAUUACCAGAGACACACUACACCUUAUACGUAAAAAAUAUAGUCUCUUUUUGCAAAAAGAAAAUCGUUAUUGCUCGAAAUAUUUAAAGCGCUAAGUUGGCACAACCAUCUUAAUAUCAAUUGGCAGGUACCUAAUUAUUUCUAAGUUUUUUCGCCC
This is a messenger RNA of Cylas formicarius (sweet potato weevil), 2529 nucleotides long. RefSeq names its product beta-galactosidase-1-like protein 3. The record is from RefSeq and is a predicted model, not a curated record. Gene Ontology annotation, molecular function: beta-galactosidase activity. The transcript is spliced from 5 exons. Gene Ontology annotation, biological process: carbohydrate metabolic process. Bases 46 to 2001 code for a protein of 651 amino acids. NCBI's taxonomy places the organism in Eukaryota, Metazoa, Arthropoda, Insecta, Coleoptera, Brentidae. Gene Ontology annotation, cellular component: vacuole.